Populus euphratica (Euphrates poplar) is the source of this 1276-nucleotide messenger RNA. RefSeq names its product NC domain-containing protein-like protein. NCBI's taxonomy places the organism in Eukaryota, Viridiplantae, Streptophyta, Magnoliopsida, Malpighiales, Salicaceae. The transcript is spliced from 2 exons. The record is from RefSeq and is a predicted model, not a curated record. The coding region runs from base 222 to 1007 and encodes 261 amino acids.
AUCACAAAAGGAAUCUUAAUCAAUAUCUCACCAUCAUGAUAGGCACCUUUUAAAUAUUUUUUAUGGGGUUUUCGGUAAAUGUAGUUGUACUGACUCUACAUUUUUUUGUUUUUGUAGCUCUAGACCAGGUACAGAGGAUGCUGCCGUGCUUUUUCUAUUGACCUGAGUAAAAAUUACGAGUGGGGUAACGGAGAGUGAAGGAGAGGAAGACACAGAGAGAGAUGGGUUUCCUUAGCCAUAGAGUGGAGAGAAGUGAAAUCAAACCGGGAGAUCAUAUCUAUACUUAUAGAGCUGUUUUCACUUACUCGCAUCAUGGUGUCUUUGUUGGGGGAAGCAAGGUGGUCCAUUUUACACCCAGACAGAAUGCAAAUUCAAGCUCUGAUGCAUCUUCUGACUUCUAUGAGUCAAUGUCGAGCAUUCCAUCAUCUUGUGAAACCUUUCCUGACUGUGGAUUCAGACAACCUGAUAGUGGCGUAGUCCUCUCAUGCCUGGACUGCUUCCUCAAAAAAGGGUCCCUUUACAGCUUUGAGUAUGGGGUGCCCCCUACUGUUUUUAUUGCAAAAGUACGUGGAGGCACAUGCACCACUGCAGCAUCUGAUCCACCAGAAACUGUUAUCCACAGAGCAAUGUAUCUUCUUCAAAAUGGAUUUGGCAAUUAUGAUGUAUUUCAGAACAACUGCGAGGAUUUUGCAAUGUACUGCAAGACAGGGCUCUUGAUAAUGGACAGACUGGGGGUUGGAAGAAGUGGUCAAGCUUCUUCGGUUAUUGGUGCUCCAUUGGCCGCAAUUCUUUCAUCCCCUUUAAAGUUGUUAAUGCCUAGUCCUGUUGGUGUGGCUACGGUAACAGCUGGAAUGUACUGCAUGAGCAGAUAUGCUACUGAUAUAGGUGUUCGGAGUGAUGUAAUCAAGGUGGCCGUGGAAGAUUUGGCUAUGAACCUGGGCUGGGCUGGUCCUCUGGAGGAAGUACCUGAGGACAAUGAGGCCUCUGGUGCAUUGAUAGCCAGGUGAAGUGAAUCUCAUCUCAAUGCAUGUCAAGAUGCGUAUAUAUGUGAUUGGUAGUCUCCAUUAAUAAGAAUUCAUUGAUGUAAGUGCACUCACAUGAGAGAGUCUAUUGUUUUCUUCUUUCUUUGUAAGUUAGUUGCUGGUGGUUCUGUACUAAUAAAUAGUUGACCCUCCGGAGGCCUGGACUGGUCUGUUAUAAUUAUUUACUUGUGAAAUUCGAUCUUUGAACUUGCUGGAUUGCCAAAGCUAUGGUAGCAUGUUUCUUCGCUUUCAAA